Molecule: messenger RNA, 1677 nt
Organism: Patella vulgata (common limpet)
Lineage: Eukaryota; Metazoa; Mollusca; Gastropoda; Patellidae
Product: cerebellin-3
Exons: 3
Coding region: 1-489 (162 amino acids)
Molecular function (GO): protein binding
Source: RefSeq, a predicted model, not a curated record
AUGCAUAACAAUGACAUUUUGUACAAGAUUACAAUUUACAAGACAGACGUAACGUCGAACAAAGACUUGGUAAGGCAACAGUUUGGACAAUCCAUCAUUGUUUCAUUUUCUGCCAGAGUUCGGGACAAUAAAUCAUUUUUGGGACCAACCGCUGCAAUUGUUUUUGAUGAGAUUGUAGUAAAUAAUGGCGAUGCUUAUGACCCUUAUACGGGUGUUUUCACAGCACCGGUAGAUGGGGUCUACCAUUUUGCCUCAACUGUACUGUCUGGUUUCAACUCAACUAUUGAAACCAUGUUAAUGGUUAAUGGCGAGGAAGUUGGCCGAAUGUUUUCUGGGGCGUUCUUGAGCCGUGGUUCCGGUACCAACAACGUGUUAGUUAAUCUAAAAGAAGCCGAUGAAGUCUCUGUCAACGUGUUUUAUGGUAAUGGUGAUUAUGUUCAUGGACUGUGGAGUACCUUUAUGGGUUACCUAAUCAAUGCUUUGUAUUAAAUAUUUUAUAAAUAUUAGACACACGUUUAUCAAAGAAACAUUAAAGCAAGGUUAUAUCUUCUGAAAAUACAGACAUACAUGUACGGUUUAGGAUCGGUUUCUCAUAGAUGUUUUAAACAUAAUCACAGUUGAAACCUGUACAUAAUUCUAGAACGCCACAUUCGAUGUAUUAAUGUUCGGCUACGCAUCUACUGAUUUUAACCUUGGAAUAUCACCAGACUUUAGCCUUACAAUGUAGCCCGACUUUAACCUUACUAUACAGACUUAGUAUUUUUUGAUUAAAAUGAAAUUGUACUGAAUAUGAACGAACACCUUUUACAUGGCAUAUACUUUAUAAAACACAAUGUCUGCUUUUCGAUGGAAGAUAUCGAGUAGCAAAACUUCUACUCGUUAAAUACGUUACUUUAUGUGUAACUGGUAAAUUGUGGUGAAUUUAUGGACAGCUAAUUUAAUUGCCUAUGAUAUACAUGUACUGUAUUCACAUAAAACAUAACAGGUUGAACUGGUUCAGCAACAUCAGUCUGUGUACUGCCUCCUCGUUUAAGAUCAUGCUCUAUUCACUGUGAUAGUACUUUUGUUACUAUUAAAAUAUAUGCUGAUCAGAUAGAGAUUUUGAAAAAUAGUGUAAUUUAUACCUGUGCCCUAUCGUCUUGUCGGUUUUUCCAUUUAUUUAUAACGUCAUAUCAGUUAUCAAUGAACUAGUCUAGCAUGGCUUAAAUAUAGAUUAUUCUCAAUAGGUUGUAACCGCUAUAAAUCUUUAAUGACUUAAAAACAACCUUAAAUUGAUUAAUAUAUGCUUUUUAACGACUCAGACCAAAUAAGCAUGUUUUUUGAUUGACCUCGGAUAUGAUAUUAUGAUACAUCUAACGCUCGUUUAUAUAGUAAUAAAAAUACUGAGCUAUCACAUGAAUUUGAAAUGAUACUUCUUCCUUCAUCUGGACCAAAAUGUACAUUUCUCUAUUUCGUUUGUGUUUAAUUUUUGAUGCCAUUACGUUAAUCGUAUAGAGCCUUUUCUAUCACUAAUGGAAAUAACACACAGAUUAAGCCGAAUCAGUACAUUAAGAGCUCGGUGAGUUUCAUUCCCAUUUUGAGGGCAAAGGGUUUAUGAAAGUAUCCAGUUUUUGUAUUUUUGAGUCUUUUGAAUUAAAUUCUGGUCGAAUUUUCAAAAUAAAAAAUAAUUUUCAGUAA